AUGGAAGCUCUAAGAACCGAUUCUAAACGUGGUUGUUGUUGCGUUUGCAUCGAGGAAAACAAAAUAUGUACCAGAAAAUGUGAAUUUGCUGCAUAUUUUCCAAAUGAAGUGCAAAGCGAUUAUGAAGCUGCUACUAAAUUGUUUGGUACAACAAAUAUUAUAAGCAUGAUGAAACUUGCUUCUCAUGAACAAAACCAUUUGUUAGCAUCAUCGAUACUCAAAGAAGGUGCUGCAUGGACCGAUGAUAAUAUCAGAGGUGGAUAUGGAGUUAUCCAAAAGCUGAUGUGGGAAAUCAAAUUACAUGAAGCCUACCUCUCUGAGAGAAAGAAGAAGAUUUCAGAAGAAAAGAAACAAAUAGUUCUACUUUUGAAUCAGUAUAUAUAAUGAAAUUUAUCUAUCUUCAUUUAUCCAAUAAUAAUUACUCAAUGGUUGAUCAUAUCAAUUGUUGAAAUUUAAAACAUACCAUGAGCACAGUGUAAUUGUUGCAAUCACUUAAUUGUGCAUGCGUUAUAAUGAUCAUAAAAGAAGAGAAACUUUGAAACCUAAAAAUGAUAUCAAAUGUCAUAAAGCAAUUUAAAAUUGCACUUUCAAAUUGUAAUUAAAGCAAUCUUCUCAUUUGUGUAUUGAAAAUUUUAAACUUUUUUUCAUUGAAUUCAGUUGUUAAUAAUUUCUUCUAUUAUACAUUUUGUAAUGAUAAUACAGUUAUGUGAGUUGCAAAUACAUUUAUGUAUACAAGAUUGACAAAUAAAAAUCUAUAUUAAUAAAAGAGACAUUUUGAGGCUCCAUGGAUGUCCAUGUAAGCGACAAAAAUUUCUCCCAAAAAAUGCCACAUGGCAAUAUUACUAAAUAAAAAAUAAUAAGUAAAUAUAAAAUAUAAAAUAUAAGAAAGAAUAAAUAAUAAGAAAAUAUACAUAAAAGAAAAAUAAGUAAAUCUACAAUAUAAGAAAUAGAAAAACUAAAUUAAACAUCCACUACAAGAAAACAUAAAUUUUACGAGGGCGGUUUUCCUCGUGAGUUCGUCGUAAAAGAGGCUUUACGAGGACUUAGCGAGGAAACACGUUUUGUCGUUACUCAUUCGUCAUUACACAUAUUUCCUCGCAAAUUCGUCGUAAAUUAGCGAAAAAAAUAUUUCGUCGUAAAAACGAAGAAAACAAAUCGUCGUAAAGACCACUUAGUCAGUCGACGUAAGAAUGUCCCUACCGUUCCUCGUAAAUACCACGAAAGCAUUUCCUCGUAAACGACAAGUACAUAUUUCCUCGUAAAAUUCACGUAAUUACCUUGAAAUGUUUUCCUCGUAAUUUUCACGUAAAUACCUUGAAAGUA
Molecule: messenger RNA, 1323 nt
Organism: Brassica napus (rape)
Lineage: Eukaryota; Viridiplantae; Streptophyta; Magnoliopsida; Brassicales; Brassicaceae
Product: LOB domain-containing protein 5-like
Exons: 2
Coding region: 1-384 (127 amino acids)
Source: RefSeq, a predicted model, not a curated record